Caenorhabditis remanei is the source of this 987-nucleotide messenger RNA. RefSeq lists its product as uncharacterized. The coding region runs from base 1 to 987 and encodes 328 amino acids. Gene Ontology annotation, molecular function: protein binding. The transcript is spliced from 8 exons. Lineage: Eukaryota; Metazoa; Nematoda; Chromadorea; Rhabditida; Rhabditidae. The record is from RefSeq and is a predicted model, not a curated record.
AUGUUUGAGAAAGUGAAAGAUGUACCUCUUCCGCAAGGAACUGUGUCACCAUGGCCUUCCAAUUUGGCAGUGUGCUGGCUCGACACAAGGAACAUCACGUAUGUCGCAGUUAUUCAGUCUAACAAUAUUCAUGUCGGAAACUGGGACAAUAAAGCGGAAACAGAAGUCAGUUGGGAUACUAUUGUCACUUCCGAGCCGUCAACUCCAAACGAAAAAGUGAUCGAUGUGACUACGGUUGGCUUGGUUCAUCCAAACGCCAGAAACUUUCCCGUCGUAAUCGUCGGCUCGGCACGAUUUAUUAACGUUUACGAUGUGAAGAAGAUAAGCCAGAAGCCAUUGUUCUCAAUUACGCUUGCAUCUGCACUCAAUGACCCAAAAACAGCUGUUGGAGGGGAUGUCGCACCAUACUGUAGAGGAAUUUCGUGUAAUGACAAUGCUAUUCUAGUUGGAACCCACACCGGCGAGAUUGUUGUUAUUAUGUGCAAUGGGGAUUCCAACUUCACGACUCGUAAGAAUUUGAAGGAGCACCGUAGCGCUAUUGCAGAUAUUGCUACAUGUCGUUAUGAUGAGGUUACAGUAAGCGCAGAUUCCAAUGGAGAGUUAAUCAUCUGGCAGAAACCUGUAAAAGGAGUCAAUUCCAGAGUUCUCACAAAGCAACCGAUAAAUGUCAUCAACGUUCUCCGAAAGCAGGUUAACGCUCACGCAAGACCAGUAAACAGUGUUUCUGUUGCUCCAGAAAGUGCAUAUGUGCUCACAGCUUCAGAAGAUGGAACUUUCGUUGUAUCCAAACUUCAUACAAGAAAGCCGCACGCUUAUCAGGUGGAGUACCGAUUUUCCGAUGCAGAUGAGUACAGCAUGAUCAUGGGGGCUCAAUUCACUAAUGGACGUGGUAGCGCUAUUGCGACUGCUGCUUUCGACAACAACUGCCUGACUAUGUACAAGAUUGUCAAGAAGAGUAAUGCAGCUCCUUCUACAUCUGCCUCCUAA